Messenger RNA from Ostrinia nubilalis (European corn borer), 2606 nucleotides. It is a transcript of the gene Dd, whose product is annotated as CTD nuclear envelope phosphatase 1 homolog. The coding region runs from base 171 to 902 and encodes 243 amino acids. The record is from RefSeq and is a predicted model, not a curated record. Lineage: Eukaryota; Metazoa; Arthropoda; Insecta; Lepidoptera; Crambidae. The transcript has 7 exons. Gene Ontology annotation, molecular function: phosphoprotein phosphatase activity.
UGUUUAUGGUUUGUGAAUUGGGUCGAUUAUGUCAUGGCGGGUUAGAUGUUUUCGGCAGUUAAUUUUUGUUGAAUUUGUUUUGAAUUACGCCGUCAAUGAUCUCGUUUCAACCGCUGUUGUUUAACAUUAAGCGUAUUUAUAUAUUCGUGACCGUUUCAUAAACUGUUCAAAUGCUGAAACAAUUGCAAAUGGGCCUUCGCACGUUCAUGCUUCUCGCAUCUAAAGUAUGGAGUUGUUUUUGUUAUAUGUUUAAGAAGCAAUAUCGAGCGUUGGCGCAAUAUCAAUCUGUCAAAUAUGAAAUCUAUCCACUGUCCCCGGUAUCUCGACACAGGCUGAGUUUAGUUAAAAGAAAAAUGCUGGUAUUAGAUUUAGAUGAGACACUAAUUCAUUCGCACCACGAUGCGAUGCUUCGACCGACGGUGAAGCCUGGCACACCUCCAGAUUUUGUCCUGAAAGUGACGAUCGACAAACAUCCAGUCAGAUUUUUUGUUCAUAAGAGGCCUCAUGUGGAUUAUUUCUUGGAUAUAGUGUCUCAGUGGUACGAGCUGGUAGUGUUCACAGCCUCGAUGGAGAUAUAUGGCGCGGCGGUCGCCGACAAACUGGACAACGGCCGGGGGAUUCUGCGGCGACGGUUCUACAGACAACACUGCACCGCGGAACACGGGUCGUACACCAAGAACCUGUCGUCGAUAUGUGACGACCUCAACAGGGUCUUCAUUCUGGACAACUCGCCCGGGGCCUACCGGGACUUUCCAGACAACGCGAUCCCCAUCAAGUCGUGGUUCUCGGACCCGUUAGACGUGGCGCUCCUCAACCUGCUGCCGGUUCUGGACGCGCUGCGGUUCACGCACGACGUGCGCUCCGUGCUGUCGCGCAACCUGCACCUGCACCGCCUCUGGUAGCCCCGAUGAUAACUGGCUUUUGUACAAAAUAAGGACGCCACAGGCCUCCUGAACUUAUUUAUUAUUAUUUUUUCACUUGUUAGGCCGUUCAGCGCUUAUUCAAAUAUACAUAUAGAUAUAAAUAUAGUUAAAGUUUUUAAGUUUUGUUUUUUACGUAAACAAGUGAUUACGCGUGUAUAGACUUGCGUAUGGAGUUACCUACAAAUGUAGGGGAAGGCGUUUUUAAAUGCGCCGUCUUGUCAUCCAAUUAGGUAAGUGGAACAAUAAUUUUAUUGGUAUUCGUGGCUUCAAAACGUAUUUUGACUGUUCUAUAGAGUAAUUGACAUUGUAAAAUUUAAAUUACCUUCUACCAAGAUCUUUGAAAACCCUUCCAGUUAUUGCAGUCACGAAUAAUGCUCAGUCGGAUGGUCGUCAAAUAACUGAGAAAGAGUACGCAACUACCCUGCUCAGCUGUAUCGAAAUGUAUAAUACAUAGGGUUGUCUCUACACAGAUUUAAAACAAAAAAUUUGAUGUUAUCGCCGAAGUAUUAGUACCUCAAAGAAGUAUUAAAAAUAACUAAAUGUAUGACAAAAUUAAUACUCAUGUUAAUUAAACGUAAUAAAUAAACUAGUAUUAUAACAACUUGAUUUUAUUUAUGAGUACAAUUGUUACAAAAUUCAUUAAUUAGAUAUCAUCGUCGUGUUAUAAAAGUAAACACAUUUUAUAAACAUUUACAUUUUAUAUUGGUUUUGGUGUUCAUUCUUAAUAAUAAUAUAAUAUUUCCAACGAAAACUAGUUAAUAAAUGUAUUUUUUUACUUGAUUAAAGUAAAUAAUUUUAAGACAAGUAUAUCUACAGAAAGAUGCAGGCAACACAGUAUACAUGACAAUAAUACGAAUAGUAAUUUAUAGAGACAACCAUGUAUUGAUCGAAUGAAACAGUGAUAGAAUCUAUCUAUCCUUAUCCAGCAUAACACUAACAGACGUGAUACCCACCAAAAUGCAACGCAAUAUAAUAGUACCUACCUUCAGUUAAAUAAAACAAAUAUUUAAAAUAUUCCUGCUAAGUCAACUGCAUUAUGUUUACAGUUCGCAUAUUUUUGUUCAAAUCGACAAAUUGUUGAGAUAUUUACACUUUAAAUUAAUUGGGCAAUGUGUUCUAGCAGUAUCUUUUUUAAAAGGUGUCAUCUCAGGGUAAAAAAAACUAAACUCCGAUUUGUGUUGGAAAAAAAUAUGCUUAACAACCCAACUUAUCUUCCAGUGAAGAAUUAGUUUCUAUAUAACAUUGUAUUAACAAUCGCGGUCAGUUAGAAGAGUGGUUUGCCCAUUUUUAAACGUCACAGUUGAUCUCUUAGUUUUAAAUAUAUUUUAAUGUCUACAAUACAAACAACGCCACAAAAAUAUCGGAUACCAGUUGAAAAAAUUAGAAAUCAUAAAUGAAAAGUUCCUUUCGUUUUCAUCCAGUUUUAAGUAAGGGGUUUUAUUUAUUUGAAAAUAGGCAAAUCACUAAGGCCUAUCUCUCUCUAUGUAGGUAUAAUGUAAUAUUUUUUGUCAUUAUACCGACAUACACACCUCUUUCUUGAUAGCAGUCUUGGAUACACUAUAACAAAUGUUGCUCAACAAAUAAGUGUGUGAUGUUGGCGAAUUUUGUCCCAUAAUGUUUCCCAGACUUUGAAGAAAGAGGUGAGGGGUUUCAGAGUUGGGUGGGCCCAAAUCGUGCACUAUA